Molecule: messenger RNA, 1573 nt
Organism: Sinocyclocheilus rhinocerous
Lineage: Eukaryota; Metazoa; Chordata; Actinopteri; Cypriniformes; Cyprinidae
Exons: 2
Coding region: 1-1422 (473 amino acids)
Source: RefSeq, a predicted model, not a curated record
AUGGCAGAGAAAGGAACAGUGAGACUGCGACAAAAGUGGACACCUGACACCCAGCCUGAACCACCAGGAUCUGACCAGCAUCAUCCUCUCCUUGCCCUCAAGGGCCUCAGACAGGAGGUAAAUGAGCUGAAACUGCAAGUCACAGAAUUCUGCAGAGAACUGACACCUGCUCAACGAGAGAAGGCACAGAACGGAUGCAAGGAACCUUCACAGAAUGGUGCAACAGAAGGAAAUCACCAGUCUUCAGGAGGCUCUAACAGCCGCUGGACACCAAGCGCCGCUAGGAAAAGCCAUCAGACAGGACUUGGAAAGAGAACUGUUUCACACAAAGUCACUGUUAAAACAGCAUAUGUGGAACUAACUGAGAGAGACACCAGAUCUAAGGCCUUAGAAGGCCAUCUGCAUGCAGCCAGAGCUGAGGUCCAAACCCUGACUCAGCAAUUAAAGAGGAGCUUGACAUGGUUCAGAAAGAAUUUAAACAGUCCAACCGACUGCGCAUGGACUCAAGCAAAAAUCACAUCACCAGCAGUGCAAGCCCCUCCAAGCCUGUGCACAGCUACGAAAGGGGGGAAAGGGAGCCAAAGCCUUCUGCUUGACACUUCACAAGUCAGCUCCCUGAAAACCCUGAAAACCUCUGCAGCUGCAGAAAAAAAAAUAAAAAUUCAGGCAAACCGAAACAACGCAGCCAGCCUGCAAGCAGCCCGAGGUGAAUUCAAUGUCACAAAUGAACUGGAAUAUGCUUGCAGACCACAAGGUGAACAGACAGGGAAAACACGAAACAGAACUUCCCCUGGCAAGCAGGCCCAGACCCCCUCAGCCAAGAGUCCGAACCUGCGAGGGGGGGGGCGAGAGCCACUGUUCACACGUCACCAACCAGCAGCCACAAGGGGGUGGGGCAGGGACCUUUCCAGAGGAUCACUGCAGACACACACACCGUGUGACCCCACAGACCCCAACGAGCUGGCCAGAGACAAUACAUCUGGCAACCUAAAUACUGCAGAGACCCUGAGGACAUCAAAGGAACUGAUCCUGCAGUCUCACCAGCAGUUUAAACAAGCCAUCAUAAAGGAAUUCUCAGACCCAGAGUCUGAACAUGGACUGAUCGCUGCUGAUUCUGAACUUCACAACUCAGAAUCCAAAGCGGGCACCAGAAGGCACCCAGCAUUGCCACAAUGCAAAACCCUUCUACAGAAAGCCCCUAGCCAGAAGAGGACAGAGCCAUCACCAUGGCAACAGACCCAGGUUCCAGACCAACCACUGGGAAAAGCAAUGGAAAAAAGGCAUCCUCAUCCUGCAAACACCACGGUAUGUCCAACAGCAGUCCACCACAACAUCCUCCUCCACACCCUUCACACAGGUGCCGAACGGAGGCUACACAAGGACAGCUGGACACGCCUACUUCUGGGUUACAGGAGCUGCUGACACUCGCAAAAGAGCUCCUUGAACAAAACUCAACUAAGGAGCAUUGGGAAGGACAAACUUCUGACUCCUUGCCUGACGCAACACAGCAUCAGACCCCUCCAAGGGAGGAGCAUCCCUUAAAACCAGUCGACACCCCAGAAGCAGCCAGACA